Messenger RNA from Contarinia nasturtii (swede midge), 1628 nucleotides. Its product is annotated as senecionine N-oxygenase-like. Lineage: Eukaryota; Metazoa; Arthropoda; Insecta; Diptera; Cecidomyiidae. The transcript has 7 exons. Bases 149 to 1492 code for a protein of 447 amino acids. Gene Ontology annotation, molecular function: N,N-dimethylaniline monooxygenase activity; flavin adenine dinucleotide binding; NADP binding. The record is from RefSeq and is a predicted model, not a curated record.
AAUUUGAAGCUUAAGCAAAUUCGUAAAGCGUAUAAAUAUCGCGUCAGUUCAUACAACAAAUUAGUUGCUAAGAAGAAUAUUUUCAACAAUAAAUAAUCGAUCUCCGAAUUUCUCAACGACUUUUCUUUUACGUGGUUCUGGUAAAAUUAUGGCCACAUUGACAAAAAAUCGAUUCAUUUUUUUGGAACUUUUGUGUGGAUUAAUAAGUGCACACGGACUCGAUAUAGCCAUCGUUGGGGCGGGCCCUUCUGGCCUUGUAAGUGCUAGAAAUGCUCUCAAAGAUGGACACAAAGUAGAUAUAUACGAAAAAAGCGAGGCUAUUGGUGGUGUUUGGUACUAUACGGAUAAGACUGGAAAUGACUCGUUUGGAUUUCCCAUUCACAGCCCGAUGUAUCAUGGAAUGAGAACGAAUAUUCCACAUCAAAUUAUGGAGUUUCCAGGAUGGAAAUAUCCUGAAGGAUCACAGUCAUAUCCAACAUAUGAAGCCGUUUGGAGCUACAUAGACUCUUAUGCUAAGAAAUUCAAAUUAAUGGAACACAUCAAAUUACGUCAUUUAGUGGAGGAAAUUAUUUCCUUGCCAAAUGAUAGAUGGCAAGUGAAUGCCAAGAUUUUUCCCGCCCAACAGACCCAGAAUAAAACAUAUGAUGCUGUUUUUAUUUGCACUAAUCUUUAUUCUUGGCCAUACACUCCACAUAUUGAUGAUGCGGAUAAAUUCGAAGGGAUAAUCUUACACAGUCACGAUUUCCGGAAAGCUGACGAUUUUCGCGGAAAGGAAGUUCUAAUUAUUGGUAGUGGUGAAAGCGCACGGGAUAUAGGACGUUUACUUUCAAAAACCGCCAAACGAAUAGCAAUCAGCACAAAUCAACGACCCUUUGAAUCGGAUGAAGCACGUCUUCAGUUAUAUGGAGCCAAUUUUUCAUAUAAGCCUACCGUAAAAUGUUUCACGCCAAACGGAGCAGCAUUUAGCAACGGAACAUCACAAACUUUUGAUACAGUUAUCUAUGCAACAGGUUACAGAUAUAAGUUUCCAUUUUUAAGCAACGACACCGGAAUCAAAGUGGAUGACAAUUUUAUUUAUCCUUUGUACAAGCAAGUUCUGAAUAUAGAACAUCCCACAAUGGCAUUCAUCGGGGUGCCAUUAUUUGGUGUGAAUAAUUAUGUAUACGAUUUGCAGGCCAGAUUUGCACUGAAAUUCCUCUCAAAAUCCAAGGAAUUUCCAUCACAAAAUAGUAUGUAUUUGGAUACUAAUGCGUAUGUCGAAAAUCUGUGGAAAGUUUGGAAGGUUCCGAAAAGUAAAACCCAUCUCAUUGGACUAAUGAAUUUCAAACAAUACUAUGAAGAAUUUGCAAGAAUCGCAGACAUUGCCAAAAUUCCAGAUAUUAUUCAAACUUUAUUUCACGACGCAAUAAUGAACAUAUUUCAAGAUCCAGUCGGUUAUCGUAAUUAUAAAUACAUCAUUAAAGGCGAUAAAUAUGAAAAAGAAAAAGAAUAGAGAGUAUGUAUAUGGUUCAAACAAUAAAAAACACAUCAAAUUUGUGUGACGUUAAGAGUAUAGUUUCGUAAAAUUAAAAAAAAAAUUGUGACAAUAAAAUUCAUAUUUGUCAACAACUGUUUUAUAACUCUUGGAA